GAGAGUUGUCAUGGUUGGUUUUAAAUUAACAUAGACUCCGAGAAUUUCCGGUGAAAAUUGGUGAAAAACAGGAGUCAACGUGAACGUCAGAUCAUCAUGUCUAGAGUGUGCAUUUCAAGAAGCAUUAGAAUUCUACAGAGAAAAACAAUACCGAGUCAAUGGAGUCAAAAUAUGAAAUUCACUUCUCGAAACCAACCAAUGAACACAAUAAUACUGUUUGUACCUCAACAAGAAGCAUGGGUAGUGGAAAGGUUUGGAAAGUUUGAUAGAGUUUUGAACCCGGGACUUAACUUUAUCUUACCGUUUGUGGAUAAAAUUAAAUAUGUACAAUCUCUAAAGGAGGUGGCCUCAGAAGUCCCAGAGCAGGCAGCUGUAACAUCAGAUAAUGUUACACUUGGACUAGAUGGUGUAUUAUACACUAAAGUGUUUGAUCCAUAUAAGUGUAGUUAUAAUGUAGAAAAUGCUGAAUUUGCCAUCAAGAAAUUAGCCCAAACCACCAUGAGAUCUGAAAUAGGGAAAAUUACACUAGAUACUGUUUUCAGAGAGAGAGAAGUUUUGAAUGUAAAUAUUGUUGAUGCCAUCAACAAAGCAUCAGAACCAUGGGGAAUUUCUUGUUUACGAUAUGAAAUUAGGGACAUGACUCUACCCCAUAGAAUCCAGGAAGCUAUGCAGAUGCAAGUGGAAGCUGAGAGGAAAAAGAGAGCUAGCAUCUUGGAAUCUGAGGGUAUCAGGGAAGCUGAAAUAAAUGUAGCUGAGGGUAAAAAGAAAGCAAAGAUUCUGAAUUCAGAGGCCUUCCAGAUCGAACAAAUUAACAUCGCAAAUGGUGAAGCGGAGGCCAUUAGAGCAAUGGCGGAGGCCAAGGCCCGGGCGGUCGUCCAGGUGUCUGAGGCCAUCAGUAAACAGAAUGGAAUGAAUGCCGUGGCAUACAGUAUAGCAGAACAGUAUGUGGAUGCUUUUGGUAAACUGGCCAAAACAAACAACACCGUCAUUCUACCUGCCAAUUCUGGGGAUGUCGGGGGGAUGGUUGCUCAGGCUAUGACAGUAUAUAAAAACCUUGCAAGUAUGGACCAGCUGAAGACAGAACAAGCAUCAAUACCAGUCAGAUCUACAGGGAAUAUCAAGUCUGGACCAGAGGAAUGAAAAAUAAACAAUAAUAUAUGUGUGAAUGGCUGAACAAAAGAGAGAGAGUGUGGAAAAAUAGAACUCUUUUAUAUUCAAAACUGUGUUGUUUUGCUGAAGCAAAAAAUAAACUGUAUGAAAUGGAAGGAAAAGCAUGUACUGUUUUAUAUUCAAUCCUGUGUUGUGUUGCUGAAGCAAAAAAAAAAGAAAUAAAAUCUAUACAAUUGAA
This is a messenger RNA of Saccostrea cuccullata (small rock oyster), 1348 nucleotides long. RefSeq names its product stomatin-like protein stl-1. Gene Ontology annotation, cellular component: membrane; mitochondrion. The transcript is spliced from 11 exons. Gene Ontology annotation, biological process: mitochondrion organization. The record is from RefSeq and is a predicted model, not a curated record. The coding region runs from base 97 to 1140 and encodes 347 amino acids. Lineage: Eukaryota; Metazoa; Mollusca; Bivalvia; Ostreida; Ostreidae.